This is a messenger RNA of Paramecium tetraurelia, 1635 nucleotides long. RefSeq lists its product as uncharacterized. NCBI's taxonomy places the organism in Eukaryota, Ciliophora, Oligohymenophorea, Peniculida, Parameciidae. The record is from RefSeq and is a predicted model, not a curated record. The transcript has 5 exons.
AUGCAAUAAUUUGACAUUGAUAAUCAUCAUUAAAACUAUUAAUUAGAACUGCAAUAUGCAAGGGCUAGGUAACGAUAGAGAAGAAGAAGGAUUAUCUUAAUUGUAUUUGCUUUCAUGUCUGUCUUUUAUGUAUUCAUUCAACCAAAUUAAUAUGCUGAUAAAUCAAAUCAAAUUCCAUAUUCUUAAAAUAAUGGCACAGAUGGAGCCAUCAAUAUUACAGAGACCAAUUAAACAUUAGCUCAAAUCUAACAACAUUUUUAAAUCUUAGAAAAGCUGCUAAUCUCCUAAUUUCAAGGAAAAUGGACAGAUUCUUAAAAUUUAUCUAAUAACUUAGCAGAAGCUACUUUUUUUAAAACCUCCUAUUAAAAUCGCUUUCAGAUACAAUUACAAUUAAAACUCAUUGAAGGUUAAUUUCUAGAGGAUUACUAUAACCAAUUCUCAUUUUAUUUGAAUUCUUCGUAGUUAGUUUAUCCAUUUGAAGACAAGAAAUUAGUUUUUGAGAAUGUUAGAGGGUCUUACAGAAGAUCUAGCGUUUUUGAAAAGGAUCAAUAAAUCAUAGAAAUCUACGCGAAUUUAACAAUGAAUUUAGAUUAUUUUGAUUCGGAAAGUGAAACCAUAGAUGAUAUUACAUUAGACUUGAAUGCACAUUAUAAAUUAUACUCAGAUACAUUCUCAUUCAGUUCUAGUCUAGGGGUGAUAAAUAUAGAUAAUAAAGCCAUAAUUUAUUCCACAAUCGUUUCUGUUCUAAGUGUGAUUCAAUUUAUCAGUUGCCUGAGAUUGAUGAGAGACUUAAUCAAUUAAAAUAGGAUCGCUACUUAAUUCAGCCUAUUUAUUUUUGUUUUUCUAAUGAUCUUUGAUGGAUACUUAGGAAUUGUUCAUUUCUUUCUUGCAAUAAAAAGUGAAUAUUUCCUAACACCUGCCUUCCUUGAAUUAGUAUUGUUCUUCUUCUUGGAAUUGAAACUCGCUAAACACAUCUGGUAGGAAAGGUUCAUCAAUUUAGAAGACAACCUAAAUUUGAGAAGAGAGCUUUACAGAUUUCAUCUCAAAUUUUACAUGCUUGCUAUUAUUUUAGUACUACUACUCUACUAUUUUGUUUACUAUAAUGUUUUCUUGAUUGCAAUGAAUCUAUACUUACUACCUUAAAUAAUACAUGUUGCAUAUCAAGGACAAUAUGUAGAAUUUGAUAAAAUAUUUGUUUUUGGCUUAUUGUCAACCAGAUUAUUCAUACCUAUUUAUUUCAGAGGUUGCCCCUACAAUAUUCUACAUGCACAGGUGUCUUAUUUAUCAGUCACUAUUAUUCUUCUCUUAUUUGUUGCUUAGGUAGUUCUGUACUAUUAUCAAUGUAAAAUCGGACCCAGAUUCUUUAUACCCAAAUGUCUCAGACCUAAAACUCAUGAAUACUUCGUUGAACAACCCAUAGAGGGAGAUUGUGCCAUUUGUAUCACUUAAUUGACUGACAUACCAAGUGAAUCUUAAUCAGAAAAUAAAUUUAUUGCUCAAAUCAUUAGUUAGAAUUCACAUAAACUUAUGGAAACACCUUGUGGUCAUCAUUUUCAUUCUAUUUGCUUAACUAAAUGGAUGAAUGUCAAAUUAAAUUGUCCAACUUGUCGUUCUGUACUUCCACCAUUAAUUUGA